UAAAACGUUCGUUAGUCUGUACGAGCAGCCGAGUAUGAGAUUUCUCAUCCGCGUCUCGUCCGCGACCGCCCCUCACUGGUUUGACGGACAAGAGCUGGAUUAACACGCAAGGGCAUUGAUUCACCGAAUUACGACGCCUUUUCCGUAGAAGCGUGAAUUUUGUUUUCUUUCCAAAAAGAAUUCAGAGAUCCACAACACAAACAUAGCGGUGAAGUCCCUACGGCGCCACCCUAACCAAACAGGCAAAAACUCACAUCGCUGAACAUCUCUGUGAUACUAUGGAGUCCGAGAUCAGAGCCCAGAUUCCCGGAAUCGACCCUGUCGUGUCCGAGUACUCUGCGGGAUAUCUCAACCACGCUUCGCAGGCAUACAGCGCGGAAGGCGACCCACUGUCUGAUGCCGCCGCAGCUGUGACAGCGCUGCUGCUUUCCGCUUCCGGUGACCUGUCUAACCAGAAUGCAGCGACAAUCCAGAACCUGGUUGAGAAGUUUGUUGCCAGGCUUUCGUCACAAUCUAUUUCGGAUGGCGAGAGACGACAGCAGGCACCUUCUGCUAGGAAGCUAGAGCAGACCAUUCAAGUCGGAUCGACAAGAAACAUCUCAUCAACUAUUGGCUUGACUGGUGGCGUCAACUUGGAGCACACUGGUAGACAGAUCGAAUCUCGUGUAGACAAGAAGAAGCUCGAGAAGGCCGAAAAGAAGCUUCGCGCAAAGCAAGACAGGAAGGAGUUCAAGAGCGUCGAGUAUGAGGCUUCUAGGCUUUUGGAAAACCCUGACGAUGCCGCGUCAUACGAAGAGUUCUUCAUGAAGGUCAACCCUCUGCAACUUGGCUCUGACAACCAGGGCAAGAGUAAGGACAUCAAGGUUGAUGGCAUUGAUAUCACCAUCGGCGGCAAGAGAAUCUUGAGUGACACCAACUUGACUCUGGCCUAUGGCCGCAGAUAUGGUCUGGUUGGACAGAACGGUAUCGGUAAAUCUACUCUGCUCAGAGCUUUGAGUAAGAGAGAGGUCGCCAUUCCUACUCAUAUUUCCAUUCUCCACGUUGAGCAAGAGAUUAUGGGAGAUGAUACUCCUGCCAUUCAGGCCGUUCUGGAUGCCGAUGUCUGGCGCAAGCAUUUGCUAAAGGAGCAAGACAAAAUCACCAAGGAACUCGCACAGCUGGAGGCCGAUCGAUCACAAAUGGCAGACACAUCAGCAGAUGCUGCCAAGCUUGAUACUCAGCGAGAGGGUCUCGAUAUCACACUCAGCGACGUCCAGGGCAAGCUUGCCGAGAUGGAUUCCGACAAAGCAGAGUCUCGUGCUGCCAGUAUUCUUGCCGGUCUUGGUUUCUCGCAUGAGAGACAACAGUACGCUACCAAGACCUUCUCUGGUGGUUGGCGUAUGAGACUGGCACUGGCUCGUGCCCUGUUUUGUGAGCCUGAUCUUCUCAUGCUCGAUGAACCUUCCAACAUGUUGGAUGUUCCUUCCAUUACCUUCUUGUCAAACUACCUGCAAGGCUACCCCAGCACUGUUUUGGUCGUUUCUCACGACAGAGCUUUCUUGAACGAAGUCGCAACAGACAUCAUCCACCAGCACUCUGAACGUCUCGACUACUACAAGGGUGCCAACUUCGAGUCCUUCUACAACACCAAGGAGGAGAGAAGAAAGGCAGCCAAGAGAGAGUACGAAAAGCAAAUGGGCGAGCGUGCACAUUUGCAAGCCUUCAUCGACAAGUUCCGUUACAACGCGGCAAAAUCGUCCGAAGCACAGUCACGUAUCAAGAAGCUGGAGAAGAUGCCUAUUCUGGAGGCACCAGAGAGCGAGUACACCGUCAAGUUCUCAUUCCCCGACGUGGAGAAGAUGACCCCUCCCAUCAUUCAGAUGAGUGGCGUUUCUUUCGGCUACACUCCCGACAAGCCAUUGCUCAAGAAUGUUGAUCUUGAUGUUCAGCUCGACUCACGUAUUGGUAUCGUUGGUCCCAACGGUGCUGGUAAAACAACAGUACUCAAGCUUCUCAUCGGUGCACUACAACCAACCACUGGUCUCAUUUCUCAAAACCCUCGUCUGCGUAUUGGUUUCUUUGCUCAACAUCACGUUGAUGCUCUUGACUUGAACAUGAGUGCUGUUGGCUUCAUGUCCAAGAUGUACCAUGGUAGAACUGACGAGGAGUACCGUAGGCAUCUCGGAGCCUUUGGUAUCACCGGCAUGACUGGUCUGCAGAAGAUGGAGAUCCUUUCCGGAGGUCAGAAGUCUCGUGUCGCCUUUGCCAUCCUGUCUCUUCAGAACCCUCACAUUCUGGUUCUUGAUGAGCCUUCUAACCACUUGGAUAUUGAAGCUAUGGAUGCUUUGGCUGAUGCUCUGAAGAACUUCCAGGGUGGUGUGCUCAUGGUCUCUCACGACGUGGCCAUGUUGUCCAAUGUCACCAACAGCUUAUGGGUGUGUGAUAAUGGGGGUGUGCAGCACUUCGACGGCACGGUUGAGCAGUACAAACAGCUGCUUACCAACCAAGCCAACGAAGCGGGAGUCGCCACCACUCAUCAUUAGUACAAGCACUCAUAAGUAUCCCAUAUACCACCUUCGUACCCAAUUUUUACACAUUGAUCCGGAUAGUUAUCACACCCAUGUUCUUAUGGGUUGAGCCAGAUGCUACUGAUACCUCGCACAUGAUGAUUAACUGCAAUGUCGCCGUAAAAUAAAACGACCAUGCCAUUGUUUGUCCGAGCGAUGAUGGCAAAUUUAACAUAUGCAUACAGAACCAGUUCUCCCCCGUAUGUCAACACUAAUAAAUAUCGCUCCAUUAGGAGAACCAUGCAGCAAUAUUAUAUAAGCGAUUCGGCUCAGCGUUUCUCUAUUAUACCAUGUAUUCAAAAGCAUAGUUUCAUGCGUUUGC
Molecule: messenger RNA, 2868 nt
Organism: Aureobasidium subglaciale EXF-2481
Lineage: Eukaryota; Fungi; Ascomycota; Dothideomycetes; Dothideales; Saccotheciaceae
Exons: 4
Coding region: 279-2522 (747 amino acids)
Molecular function (GO): ATP hydrolysis activity; ATP binding
Source: RefSeq, a predicted model, not a curated record